AAGUUGGGAUGUAAUGUUAAAAUUGCACAAGGCAUUGGUGAGGCCAAUUCUGGAGUAUGGUGUACAAUUUUGGUCGCCUAAUUAUAGGAAGGAUGUCAACAAAAUAGAGAGAGUACAGAGGAGAUUUACUAGAAUGUUGCCUGGGUUUCAGCAACUAAGUUACAGAGAAAGGUUGAACAAGUUAGGGCUUUAUUCUUUGGAGCGCAGAAGGUUAAGGGGGGACUUAAUAGAGGUUUUUUAAAUGAUGAGAGGGAUAGACAGAGUUGACGUGGAAAAGCUUUUCCCACUGAGAGUAGGGAAGAUUCAAACAAGGGGACAUGACUUGGGAAUUAAGGGACUGAAGUUUAGGGGUAACAUGAGGGGGAACUUCUUUACUCAGAGAGUGGUGGCUGUGUGGAAUGAGCUUCCAGUGAAGGUGGUGGAGGCAGGUUCGUUUUUAUCAUUUAAAAAUAAAUUGGAUAGUUAUAUGGAUGGGAAGGGAAUGGAGGGUUAUGGUCUGAGUGCAGGUAUAUGGGACUAGGGGAGAUUAUGUGUUCGGCACGGACUCGAAGGGUCGAGAUGGCCUGUUUCCGUGCUGUAAUUGUUAUAUGGUUAUAUGGUUAUAUGGUUAUAUACAUCCUUCUUACAGAAUAUGAUUAAUAAUGAUUAUGCCGAAAGGAUACCAACGAAUCAACUAUAUCGAGAUGAUGGAGAGAUCUGGUAUAUUAAGCUCCAUGGGGUGUACCACUCGAAGAAAGGAACAUUGAGGGUGGUCUUUGACUGUGCGGCAGUCUUUAAAGGGACAUCGCUUAACAGUGAACUACUGCAAGGUCCAGACCUUACUAACUCACUCAUUGGAGUUCUCAUCAAAUUUAGGCAAGAACCGAUAGCUUUGAUGGCUGAUAUCAGAUCAAUGUUUCGUCAAGUGAAAGUAACUGGUAAACAUAUUGAUUAUCUGCGAUUCGUAUGGUGGCCUGAAGGGGAUGUGCAACAAGACCUUGUUGAUCACCGAAUGAAAGUACAUCUUUACGGAGCAGUGUCAUCUCCAAGUUGUGCGAAUUUCGCUUUGAGGAAAACCGCAGACGAUAAUAAAGAUUAUUUCCCAGAGGAGGUAAUUUCCACUUUGAUAAUUAAUUUUUAUGUGGACGAUUGCCUAAAAUCCAUAUCUACUGAGUUAGAGGCAAUUCAAAUGGUGAAACACCUAACCUCUCUCUGCAAUAAGGGAGGAUUUGUACUUACCAAGUGGGUCAGCAACAGUCGUGCUGUUUUGGAAAGCAUUCCACCAGAUGACAGAGCGGAAGAAACCAAGGAGUUGGAUUUAGACAAAGACAACUUGCCAAUGGAAAGGGCACUGGGACUGCACUGGUGCGUGGAAACGAAUGUGUUUAAGUUUAAAUUGGCGAUUCAGGAACGACCAUGCACAAGAAAGGGUAUCUUAUCUGUGAUUGGUUCAGUAUACGAUCCUUUGGGAUUUCUUGCACCAUUUACACUGUUAGCCAAGUUAAUUUUACACAAUCUGUGUAGAGAAAAACUUGGUUGGGAUGAGAGUAUAACUCAAACCUCGCACAGUUGGACAGAAUGGUUAAAAGACCUCUACAAAAUGUCAAAGUUUAAGGUAGAUCGGUGUAUAAAGCCUAAAACCUUUGGUAAAAUCGGAAAUGCACAACAGCAUCACUUUUCGGAUGCCAGCGAAAGUGGUUAUGGGACUGUUUCAUACUUAAGACAACAAAAUGUAAACAAAAGAGUGCAUGUUGCAUUCUUAAUGGGAAAAGACAGAGUAGCACCAUUGAAGCAAAUGACGAUUCCCAGAAUGGAACUUACAGCAGCAGUCUUAGCUGUUAAAAUUGACAUAAUGCUGAGAAAGGAACUGCAAUUUCAACUGGAAGAAUCUACCUUCUGGACCGAUAGCACUACGGUUUUGAAAUACAUUAACAAUGAAAACAAACGUUUUAUGACAUUUGUUGCAAAUAGAGUUUCUUUUGUACUAGGAGCUACUAAUGUUUCUCAAUGGAGAUAUGUUAAUACAAAGGAAAAUCCUGCGGAUGAAGCCUCUAGGGGACAAACAGCAAAUUGCUUUCUUAAUAACAAGAGAUGGAUCAAUGGGCCAAAGUUUCUUAGUAAGCCAAGUAGAGAAUGGCCAAAGCUUGAACUCGGAUUUGAAAUCUCUACAAAAGAUCCAGAAAUUAAACAAAACAUUUUGGUGAAUGUGAUUGAAAAAAACUCAUAUGACACCGUGAAUAAUUUAAUUACCCACUUUUCAUCAUGGAAUAAAUUGAUAACAUCAGUAGCCUGGUUUCUUAAAAUAAAAACAAGAUUGUUGAUGAAGAUUCGGGAAAAGAAACAAAUAACAGAAAGUAUCUUGGAGGAGAAUCCUGAGGAAAGGGAAAAGGAGAUCAAAGUCCAGAUGCAAGUUUUUGAAGCUUCACAUAAGCUUCUAUGUCUUGAUGAUCUCCUCAAAGCAGAAAAUGCGAUCAUUUCUUUCUGUCAAAGACAGAAAUACAAGGAAGAGAUAUUAACAUUGCAAGCUGGAGGAGAGGGAGUAAAAAGAAGUAGUCAAUUGUAUAAGCUCGACCCAAUCUGGGAAGGAGAUCUUCUGCGGAUGGGUGGGCGCCUAAACAGAUUGGCAAUGCCUGAAGAAAUGAAACGUCCUAUCAUUCUCGCUAAGGACUUUUACAUAACGACAUUAUUAUUACGGCAUAUUCAUGAACAAAUUGGGCAUGGAGGAAGAAAUUACAUGCUAUCCCAACUUCGUAAAAAAUAUUGGGUUACCAAGGCUAAUUCAGCAGCAAGAAAGAUAAUAAAAAAUUGCAUCAUAUGCACGCGAGAGCGUGGGAAACUUGGUAUACAGAAGAUGGCAGACUUGCCUGUGGAGAGGAUCACUCCAGACAAACCUCCAUUCACGGAUGUGGGGGUGGAUUAUUUUGGUCCUAUGGAGGUUAAGAGAGGACGUAGCCUUGUGAAAAGAUAUGGUGUGAUCUUCACUUGUAUGGCAAGUAGAGCGGUACAUCUUGAAGUUGCAUCUACACUCGACACGGACUCAUGUAUUCAAGCAUUAAGGAGAUUUAUUUGUCGACGGGGUCAAGUUACUUCGUUAAGAUCGGAUAAUGGUUCGAAUUUCGUUGGAGCGGAUAGGGAACUAAAAAAGGCACUCAAAGACUUAAAUCAGGAUAAAAUCCAAUAUACUAUGCUUCAACAAGGCAUAAAAUGGAACUUUAAUCCUCCAAUGGGUUCCCAUCAUGGCGGUAUUUGGGAACGAUUAAUUCGUAUAGUACGAAAUGUGCUGCGCUCCGUUCUUAGACAACAAAUUUUGGACGAUGAAGGGUUACAAACACUGUUUUGUGAAAUUGAGGCGAUUUUAAACGAUCGACCUAUUACGAAAAGUUCUGAUGAUCCUAAUGACCUGGAAGUACUCACACCAAAUCAUAUUCUUCUGCUAAAACCCAAUCCAACACUUCCACCUGGGCUUUUUGUAAAAGAGGAUUUGUAUAUGAAAUGUAGAUGGAAGCAAGUACAAUAUAUGGCAAAUCUUUUUUGGAGGAGAUGGAUACAAGAGUAUUUGCCUUUAAUCCAAGAACGACAAUGAUGGCUAAGGAUUAAAAGGAACUUUGUUCCAGGCGACAUUGUGUUGGUGGCUGACUCUACAGCAUCUCGAGGUUCUUGGUUAAUGGGAAGAAUACUAGAAAUCAUGCCUGAUGUUCAGGGUUUGGUGUGUAUGGUGUGACUGAAAACAAAAAACAAUGUUUUAAUAAGACCAAUAACUAAGUUGUGCUUGCUUCUAGAAAGCGAAAGCGAAGAUGGAAGAGUCGAUAAAGAAUUGUGAUUGCAGAUAU
Leucoraja erinaceus (little skate) is the source of this 3809-nucleotide messenger RNA. RefSeq lists its product as uncharacterized. Gene Ontology annotation, biological process: DNA integration. Gene Ontology annotation, molecular function: nucleic acid binding. NCBI's taxonomy places the organism in Eukaryota, Metazoa, Chordata, Chondrichthyes, Rajiformes, Rajidae. The record is from RefSeq and is a predicted model, not a curated record.